Molecule: messenger RNA, 1656 nt
Organism: Eremothecium gossypii ATCC 10895
Lineage: Eukaryota; Fungi; Ascomycota; Saccharomycetes; Saccharomycetales; Saccharomycetaceae
Gene: HIM1
Product: Him1p
Exons: 1
Coding region: 1-1656 (551 amino acids)
Source: RefSeq, marked provisional
AUGACUUCGCUCUUAAACGAAGAGCCUAAUGGUGGCUCUCAGAACAAUGCACCAAAUUCAAAACCAUCCCGGAAAAGUUCAUUAAAUUAUCACGAGCUCAAGUCCAAGAUCAGAACAACAAGGGAUAAAUUAUUCAAGCAUGAGUGUUCCGGCGAAGAGGAUCGCCAUGGCUCACACUCUCGAGACUCAGCACAUGGAUCUCAACAAAAGUUGCCAAAGGAAGUUAAAGCGGCUCAGAAACUGGUAAAACAGCAGCUAAAGCUAGAACAGGAACUGGCACGUCAAGAAGAGCUCAAGAAACUUAAACUACAGCAACAGAGCAUAGCAUUAAAACAGCAGACCGAACAGCUUCUGAAACAGCAACAUAGUUCACCGUCACAGUCACCCUCCCAAUCGAGGCCCAGCUCUCAAUCCGAGCAUUCUGAGAGUCAGAAUUCUGGAUCUCGGACAAGUUCUAGACCAUGUACAAAUUCAGAUUCGAGACCUGGGUCUCGCCAUUCCGUGAUUCGUACCAACCCUGCUCUUAACGACACUGGAGAGAAUUACGUCCUUCUCGGAUCAACUGGGUUAACUGGCUCACAAGUUCUUCAAGACUUGAUCACUCCAUGGAUUGGCGCACCCUUGGAGGGUGUCACAGCUAGAACGUUCUGGUGCUUUAGUCGUAAGUUUCAGGACGUCGAGAUAGACAUCAGCAAUCUUCCCAAAACAUGGACCGCUAUAGUAGAAUUCGAGGGGGAAAAACAUGUCAUUAGAAAGAAUGACGUGAGGCUAAUUCGUCACUUGUCCGAAUGCGGCGGCAUGCUAGGUCUGAAGUGUCACUGGGACCAGUAUAAUUGGGACGUGGUAUUGACCACCGGCGAAGUUAGGAAUGCAACUAUAAACGUCGUCCAAGUUGUCCAGCCGGACUCCAGAAGAUGGCCUGACCUAUUCAAUAAAAUGUUCACUGGCGGAGUCAGGACUUUCAAUGCAUAUUCGGAGAUAUAUAUGCCGGCGGUUACCGAGAUCGAAACACUAAUAUCAACGCUUGGAUCUACAUCAUGGGAGGCUAGGAAGAGCAAGGCACCGCGUGCAUUUGUAGACUACACGCUUAAUAUGCAAAUGGCCAAGACCUUUGCCCCGGAUCCAAAGAAGGGCACUGUCAAGCAUAUGGUUAUCGUGACGAGCUUCAACCACUUGGCUCUAGGCAUGGUCAGCCAGUAUUUCCGCACUAAACAACGUCUAGAAAAUGACUUGACCUAUGACGUGCCGGGCUUGACUCAUCUUACUAUCCUCAGGCCCGGCCCUCUUCUUGGCGAGCAUGGCUCUAAACCCGUAAUAAGCCCUACCAACCCUGAUACAGGAAACAUGCUUACGCGCUGUUACACUUAUAAGAAGAAUGUUAUGCGCACGCAAUUUAAUUGGCUUGCGCAGGUUAAGGAAGUUGGGCCAACCACUAAGGUCACCGAACUAGUCGCGAAGGCUACCUAUCAUUUACCUGGGAACUGGAUUGUUGGCUACUCAAUCCCAGCUGGAAGAGUUGCCCAGAUUGCCGCUCAGGAAGCGCUAGUCAAACGGAACUACAUCAAGCAGAAUCUGAGAUCUUCCUCUAUGAUUGUGGAAGUGACCAUCUGGUCGAGUCAGGAUAUGGAUACUGCGGAAACCUCAAAUCCAGCAUAA